Brienomyrus brachyistius is the source of this 1492-nucleotide messenger RNA. RefSeq names its product N-alpha-acetyltransferase 30, NatC catalytic subunit (gene naa30). Bases 186 to 1286 code for a protein of 366 amino acids. Gene Ontology annotation, molecular function: protein-N-terminal amino-acid acetyltransferase activity. The transcript has 4 exons. The record is from RefSeq and is a predicted model, not a curated record. Gene Ontology annotation, cellular component: NatC complex. NCBI's taxonomy places the organism in Eukaryota, Metazoa, Chordata, Actinopteri, Osteoglossiformes, Mormyridae. Gene Ontology annotation, biological process: N-terminal peptidyl-methionine acetylation.
CCACCCGACUCCGGCGCUUUACGGCAGUAACGACCAGUGAAGAGGCAAGGAGAAACGGCACCGAGUCGUGUGCUGUGAAAUCUCUCGCAGGUGAAAACUGCUACCUGGUGGACUACAGCAACGCUCUAGCGAUUCCGCUUUAGAGACAUUGUAUUUGCUGUACAGUUUUCCCUGAAUGACGUGGGAUGGCUGAGGUGCCGCCUGGGCCUAGCGCACUGCCUGUAUCCCCGGCCGAAAUUAUCCCCUUCCCCGGGGGUGUGUGCACUGUCCCCGGGGGAGGGGACGGACGAGAUUGCGGGCGAGGAGAGUCAGUCAAAACGGAGACAGGACAGCUUCAGCAAGCUUGUGAAGGGAAAGGGACGAACAAAUCAAACCAGAAAUGCCCGUGCUCCCACCCGUCAGCUCAUUUUCACACGCAAGCGCCACAGCAGCUCAACGGCUUGAUCAGCACCGCCGAGGACGGCCUCCUGUCUAGCCAGCACCGCAGCCGUGUUCAGAGCCACCUUCACCACCCCGUGCACAGACCGCCUGACAGCCAGAGAGGCCAGUCGGAGCACAGUGACAGCGCCGAGGAUGCCCGUGGAGGAGCACAGGAGAACUGCCACGCCGAUACUAACCAUGGGACGUGUCCGCAGCGGAGCCGGUCGUUUUCUGACAACGGAAUCUGUGGCGCGCCGGCUGCCGCCAGGACUGAGCGGAGUCCCGGCCGCCCCGCCGUGGAGGAGCCGGGCAGCGCCCGAUGCCCAGAGGAUGGGGAACUGUCAUCCCCGGUGCGGGAAAUGGCUGGGCUUUGUUUGAACAGCACGCCCGAGAGGAACCAGGAAGACCCUGCCAUUGAGUACGUGAGAUACGAGUCUGAGCUGCAGAUGGCGGACAUCAUGAGGCUGAUCACCAAGGACUUGUCAGAGCCCUACUCCAUUUACACUUAUAGGUACUUCAUUCACAAUUGGCCUCAACUCUGCUUCCUGGCAGUGGUGCAGCAGGAGUGCGUGGGGGCCAUUGUGUGCAAGCUGGACAUGCACAAGAAGGUGUUCCGGCGCGGCUACAUCGCCAUGCUCGCUGUGGACUCCAAAUACCGCAGGAAGGGCAUCGGUACCAAUCUGGUGAAGAAGGCCAUCUACGCCAUGGUAGACGGGGACUGUGACGAGGUGGUGCUGGAGACGGAGAUCACAAACAAGUCGGCCCUGAAGCUCUAUGAGAACCUGGGUUUUGUGAGGGACAAGCGGCUCUUCCGCUACUAUCUCAACGGGGUCGAUGCAUUGAGGCUCAAACUGUGGCUCCGCUAGCAACCCCCCCCACCCACUCCCAAACUGACUUGCUUCGACCGCCUCCAGUCGGGGAGCCCUGCCUGGACAUGAAUUCAAGUAACAAGUUUUCUGUCAGCCAGGGUGGAGGAAGCCUGACUGACUGGAUACAAUCAACACAGGGCACACGAGGACAGAGUAAAAUCUAUAAAUGAUUAAUAGUAUAUAUUAAGAGGUUUUUGAAUGAA